This is a messenger RNA of Tachysurus fulvidraco (yellow catfish), 1647 nucleotides long. RefSeq lists its product as uncharacterized. The record is from RefSeq and is a predicted model, not a curated record. Lineage: Eukaryota; Metazoa; Chordata; Actinopteri; Siluriformes; Bagridae. Bases 102 to 1022 code for a protein of 306 amino acids. The transcript is spliced from 7 exons.
GCUCCGCCCCCAAGCCUUGAUAAACAACCAGAGCAAACUUUCGCUUUAGAAGUUUAUUGUCUAACACUGGAGAAGAAAGAAACGUUGAAGCGUCGCACAAAAUGAAGUUCUCCGUUUUGUUCAUCGCCGUGAUGGUGGGGCUGGUGCGGGACAACACGGCCUCUCUGUUCGUGCAAGGUCCUACUGAAAAUGUCAUGGAGGGAGAUAGAGUAACUCUGGAAUGUCUUGACACAGAAGCUGAGACCAACAUGAGCUCAGUACACUUUGAGAAGCUAUCACGGCACACGGAGAUGUGGCACCGGCUGGAUAUGAGCGGGUACGGCUAUUACUACCGCCGCUGUUUCUGGUAUGAUGCGGAUGUGACAAGAGAAGAUGGCCGUCUGCUUCUUACGUUAGCAAGAGUCCAGUCCUGGUCUGCUGGAAUGUACCGCUGCAUGCCGGACAUCACCGACCUGGACAAUUCAUCAGUGCCUUUUAAGCUAACAGUGCACUUUUUGCGAGAGGUGUCGGUGAACAGAGCAGGCAGCAGCACGUUCUAUCGCUAUCUCGCCCCAGAGGAUGAGCUGCGUGUACCACAAGGGGAGGAUGUGGAGCUUGACUGCUCUAGCUCUGGCUCUGAGACUCCUACCUACACCUGGCUGAAAGAGGGAGAGGACUGGAUAAUUCCCUCCAGUAAGAUCAAACUGAAGAAUGUGCAUGAGGAGAACAGUGGGAAAUACACCUGCACGGCUCAGCAUCCAACUGUGAGCUCCCUCAUCAAGAAACGGACAAUCAAACUCACCGUCCUGCCAGAGGAAUCCGCAUGGUAUGAGUCGACAACCGGACGCAUUUAUCUCAUCAUGAGUGCAGCAUUGGCAGUUUUCUUGGUGAUCAUCAUGGCCAUGACGAUCUUCUUGUGCCGCCGUACCAGACCAAACAAGAGCAAGGGACCGAUCGAUGACCAGUCUCAGACGAAACCUAUCUACAAGAACAGCGUGGAAUCUCUGAAUUCCACCACUGGAGACAAACAGCCGCUGGUGUAAUGUGUGAGAUGGAGGGGGGGGGAGAGGUGGAUGAGGACAGGGAGUGGUGAGGUUUAGGAGAGAAAGAGCCUGCCAGAUUGGAUAAGAUAUAGUUUGCUAGUGAAACACAGGCCGUGAAUUGAAUUGAAGACAGUAGGAAAAGGGUUUGUGGGAUAGAUCGACAGACAUGAUUGUUUCAUGGUAAUGGUUCCAAUUCAGCAGGUUUGGCAGCAGUACUCCUCAACAAAAGGUGUGCAAUUUUCUCUGUAUUGAUUUCACAACCCAACAAAAUUGAGAUUCACGCUUGUUGUCAAAGCCUAUGCUGGUGUGAGCUUUAAAUCUCUGAACUUUUUGAGAUAUAACCGCAUGCGAACACUUUCCUGCUAGUCAUUUUCUCCAGCCUCGAGUUGUAAACAAGUCUCUUAUGCUGGCAGCAUCUUUUUCUUAGACAAUCAUUCUGGCAUACACAAUAUGAUGGCGAAACUAGGUGAAGGGUUUAUUACUGUGUUCUCCAUCGACUGUACUUUUACUAAAUGAAACUUAUAAGUCUAUAUAAAAAUAUGAUAGCACUUUAAAUCUUUUGCACUAUUUUUGAUCAUUUCUUUGUACUUUUCAAAGUUAAUUCCAUUAAAAUCUUUAAAAUGAA